Molecule: messenger RNA, 1099 nt
Organism: Pimephales promelas (fathead minnow)
Lineage: Eukaryota; Metazoa; Chordata; Actinopteri; Cypriniformes; Leuciscidae
Gene: ak2
Product: adenylate kinase 2
Biological process (GO): ADP biosynthetic process
Molecular function (GO): AMP kinase activity; ATP binding
Source: RefSeq, a predicted model, not a curated record
UCGGAGGCGUUACACUUCCUUUCUCGGCUGAGUGAGUUUGCGGACGCAAAGUGUGUAGAGUGGUGGAGAGAAGUGUUUUUAGUUCGUUUACACCUUGUAACCAUGGCCCCCAGCACGCAAGCGGAUGCAACUGUCUCCGGUAUACGGAAAGGCAUUCGAGCCAUUCUGCUCGGCCCACCCGGAGCAGGGAAGGGGACUCAGGCACCCAAGCUUGCAGACAAGUUCUGUGUGUGUCAUUUAGCUACUGGGGACAUGCUGAGGGCCAUGGUGGCAUCUGGAUCAGAACUCGGUCAGCGUCUAAAGGAAACCAUGGAUGCUGGCAAACUGGUGAGUGAUGAGAUGGUAGUGGAGCUCAUAGACAACAAUCUGGACACGCCUGAAUGCAAAAAUGGAUUCCUUCUGGACGGUUUCCCCCGUACCGUCAAACAGGCAGAAAUGCUGGACACCCUCUUGGAGAAGCGUAAUGAGAAACUGGAUUCUGUGGUUGAAUUCUCCGUUGAUGACUCCCUGCUAGUACGCAGGAUCUGUGGGAGGCUCAUUCACCAGCCCAGUGGCAGAUCUUAUCAUGAAGAGUUCAACCCCCCCAAAGAGCCUAUGAAAGAUGAUGUGACCGGUGAGCCUCUUAUUCGCCGCAGUGACGACAACGAGACGACUCUGCGCUCCCGUUUGGAGUCGUAUCACCGGCUGACGUCUCCUCUAGUGCAGUACUACAGUGUCCGUGGCCUGCACACUGCUGUCGAUGCUUCUCAGUCACCCAACCUCGUCUUCGCCUCCAUCCUCGCUGCCUUCUCUGCUGCUACCUGUAAAGAUCUCGUUUAUUUUGUCUAAAUUAUAACACUUUAUUUGAUUCGUCUCAUUUUUUUUUUGUCUUUAGACAUGGUUUUGAUUCAUCUGCUGUCUAUUGAGCAAUGGAUUACAGAGCCCUUGACAAAAAAAAAAAAAAGCUAUAAUAUAUUAAUAUACUGAAUGACUAACUGAUUGUAGAACCCAGACUAAAUGUAAAGUCUCAAUGAUCAAGUUCAGACUUCAUAUACUGAAGGCUCUUAAGCACUUUUUGUUCAAACCAGACCCCUGAAAUGUGAAAAAUAAGAACAGGAAU